UGCAUCGGUGUCGUUCUGAGCUGGCGCUGAUCUGAGCAGAGGCAAGAAAAUCUCAGUUGUUUCGGAAAAUUGAAAGCGUUCGCUAGUGUUUAGAGCGCAAAGUGUGCGGUUUUGUGCGAAAGAAAGGUUUUGCCGAGUUUUAACGGGGACGUAGACGAAGACGACGUCGUCGGUGGUAAACGGUGGGUAAACAGUGAACGCCAGUGCAUGUGUAAAGCGGCGUCGAUGCAAUAUAAGCAAUAGUAACAAUAAGAAUAAAUUAAAAGAGUAUUGUGUGUAUGUACAUGUGCAUUAGUGAGGAGCAAGAACUGUAGCGGACGUACACAAUUGGAUAAACGCAUGCAUAUAUGUAUGUAUGUCUGCUUGUGUCUCUCGUUGGUCGCGACGGUUUGUGUGCGUGCGUCCAAACAUUUUUUUCGUGUUGAUUUUUCUUAGGAUCCAUUUCGUCGAAUUUCUGCAUGAGAUUUCUCUUUCAAGCAAUUGAUUAAAUGUGAAUUGUCGCCAGACAAAAGUUUUGAAAAUAAAAUAUCUGGCUAGAACGUGUGUGAAUUUUGGUUUUUUAGAUACAACAGCUUUACCAAUCACAUGCAGUAAUUGGCACCAGCUGGAGCUGCAUUUUUUGUGUAUAAUUAAAUGCGUGUGCUAAGCAGGAUUCUAAUGAAAAACAUAUAUUUUCUCAAUAGAAAGUUAUGACAAGUAUCCAAAAAAUGAAUUUGUGUUGAAAAUGCAGCUAAUGAUUGUGAAAUCGUACGCAACUUGAAGCAGUCAGAGUGCCCAAAAUUGUAUUAAAAAGGAGUAAAUGGAAAAUAAGUGCAUAACAGUGAAUAAGAAUUCUUCUAAAUCUAAAUAAAUAAUGUUGAUAUAAAAUAUUUCAAGCAAAAUCAAAAGAAAUAAAGGAACGAAAAGCCUCACAAAUAUCCUGAUUAGAUUUUGGUAAUAAACAACACGAAGAAUACCUAAUUGUGCAAACUGUCGAGAAGACGUAAACAAUAGCACGUCUACACAACAAACCAACGCAAACUACACACGCUGCUUACUAACUGCUUGCAAAUUACAACAACCACACUUCAAAUGUUACGGUGAAGAGCUAGAAUAAAAAGGAUUUGCAAAUAAAAUAUUGAAAAUCAAAUGCAAAUUGUAAAUUUCACCGAACAAAUAGAGCAAAACGCAGAAAAAAGCAGGGAAAGCCAGCGAAAAACUGCGCCAAUCAGCGGUGAAAAAUACGAAAUGCGUCGGAAAAAUAUCUAAAUAAAAGCAAUUUUCAAUGGAAAAUACGUAAAUGCGAAGUGGGAACCCCGUUAAAAGCACACAAAUCGCAUUGCCUUGCAGUGAGUGAAGUCAAAGCGAAAAGUGUAAAAAAUAAUUGGCAGUGGAUAAAAAAGUGUCAAAUGCGAAGCCAAAAUAAAAAGUGACGAGCAAAACGACGAGCGAAUGCACAACGUGAAGUGCAAAGCGAAUGUACGACAGUGACGGGUGUUACGCGGGGAGCGAAAUAGUGGCUUGUGGCUGCGACGGUUGAUCGGGUUGAUACGUUGCGGAAAAUCCUUUGUUUUCACUUUGGCUUUCCGGCCAAAGCUGGCAACUACACAGGCGCACAAAAAUAAAAAAAAAAAAAAUAAAUUGAAAUCAUAAGCUCUCGACAAAUUCAAAUACGGUACAACCGAUGUGUGUCCUCCGCCUCAUAUGCGCCAUCUAAAUACGUAAACGCGCCUAAGAACGAAAUCGAAUACUCGCAUGCCUUUUAUGGAAAUACCCGCCGACUAGUUUAACAAUAACAAUAACAACUGGCAAACUGCGCCGCGAAACGUGCGGAAAAUUUCGUUGCUGCACAUUGCCAACCGAAAGGCAUACCUAGCGAAAAAACCCACUGUAACCGCGACCGAACGGCUGCCGGUAAACGCCACACUACAAUCCCGAUUUCAUGAUUUUACGCCACACAGCAGACGCAACCGUUUAAGGCUCACUGCCUAGUCGCCUGCCGUGUGUCGCUGCGUUUGUGUGGCUGCGGAAUUUUCGGUGCGUCGUCGCCGUCGUGUUUGUUGUGGAAAUUUGGCAAUUUCACAGGCGCAACGGUGCGCACUUUAGCCUUGAAACCGCAUAGCACACAAUCGGGCGUUCGGCAUUUCACAUACCCGUAUGUAUAAAGAACGCUUGAAUCGCAUUGAAUAGUGCAGUCGGUUUAAGGUCGCUUAACUGUUGGCGUUUACCAGCAAACAAGCGCAUUAAAAUUUACGUACUCAACGUUUGUAACGGAUUGCUGUAAUCAACGGCGUAUCGCGCCUCUACCAUUCAAUUGAAUCUUGGCAGGCGAAGUAACUAAGUUUUACAGUGUGUCGCGGUGUUUCCGCUGUGCCCUCUAACGCGUCGCGGUAAAACGUGUUGAUGAACUGCAAUUUAGUAUUAACGCUCAAAUACUUUUCUGUUGUUGCUGUUGUUAAACAAUAAUGUCAUCAAAAUGUGGAUUAAACCUGAUUUUCGUGUCGAUCAUUUUCAUUAUCAUCGUAAAUGGCUACGCAAAAGACAUUUCCGGAAUUGAAAGAGAUCAUCGUCGACUCAACGAAUACAUAUCGCACUAUGAAGUACUCAACUAUGAUCAUGAACACAUCCGAACUAGUCACAAUAGAGCGAGACGAUCCGUGACCAAAGAUCAUCAUGUAGAUUUAAAAUUUUCAGCACACGGAAGACACUUCCAUCUUAGGCUAAAGCGUGAUUUAAAUACAUUUAGUGAUAAGUUAGAGUUUUAUGAUAGCAACAAUCUCCCCCUGGAUGUGUCCACCGAUCACAUCUAUGAGGGCGAAGUGAUAGGGGAUCGUAAUAGUUAUGUAUUUGGUUCCAUACUGGACGGGGUAUUCGAGGGUAAAAUAAUAACAGAACGUGAUGCCUAUUAUGUCGAACAUGCCAAACGAUAUUUUCCAACAACAACAAAUGCAACAACAGCAGCUGCGGAUGGCGCACAAAUGCCAUUGGCACAGCGACGCGUUGCAGAACAAUAUUUUGCAGCAACAACAACAACAUCAACGUCGCCGGCGACGAGCCCAACAACAACAACAUCGCCAGCGCCAGAAACAACAACCACCACAACAACGGCGCGUAUGCGGACAACGUCUGAGAGAACAGUGAAAGCGUCUCCAACGUCCGGAGGAAAUCAUAAAAACGGACAAACUGAUGACAAUCGGAAUACUGGCUUCCAUUCCAUUAUUUACAAGGAGUCGCAUGUCGACGAUGCUUACAAGGACGUGCGUGAAGGGCAUGUUGGUGGUUGCGGCAUUACCGAGGAAGUUUCCCAAUGGAUGGAGAGCAUACAAAAUUCUGCCGUCGAAGAGUUGCCAGAACCGAUGUCGAAGGACGAUGUUAGCCAACAAAAGCAACAGCACAAAUUAAUCAAACCGAACAGCGCGCGAAUGACACAAACGCAAGAUGCUGCAGAACAAGCCGGAGAUAAUGCUGCACAGCCGACAAGCAAGAAGCAUAAAAAACCUACUGCCGCAUCAGCAACAGCAACAGGCGGAACAAACGCGCAACAGCGUCCACCGAAAAAAUACUCAAGUCCUACAACAGCCUCAACGACGUCGUCGUUGCCAACAGCGGGCGGCAACUCAAGGACAGCCAGCAGCAUCGUUGGCGAGGAUGACUUCAAAUAUCCUUAUCAAAAAUACUCCAAAGCUGCAAAUUUCCGCUUCGAUGACGACGGUGACGCGUGGCGGCCAUUUUCGCCGAAGGCACAAUCCGAUGAUAUUUAUGGCCUGCCAAGCGGCAGCGGUAGCGGCUACUCUGGCGCAUUUUAUGACCCGGAAACAGGGCGCAAGUAUACGCCGCAAAACAUGGAUCGUGACGAAUGGCAUGCGAAGGUGCAUGAACGUGUGCGUCGCGCUACCGCCGCUAAUCCGAAUGAGAACAAGAAUACCUGUUCACUGUACAUACAAACGGAUCCGUUGAUUUGGCGGCACAUACGCGAAGGAAUUGCUGAUCAUGAUCGUGGCCGCAAAUAUGAGGUUGACGUAAAGACGCGUGAAGAGAUCACUUCAUUAAUCGCACAUCAUGUAACUGCCGUUAAUUAUAUAUAUCGCAAUACGAAAUUCGAUGGACGUAGCGAGCACCGCAACAUACGAUUUGAGGUGCAACGCAUAAAAAUCGAUGACGACUCCGCUUGUCGCAAUUCAUACAAUGGUCCGCACAAUGCCUUCUGCAAUGAGCACAUGGAUGUGUCGAACUUUUUGAAUUUGCAUUCGCUGGAGGAUCACUCUGACUUUUGUUUAGCCUAUGUGUUCACUUAUAGAGACUUUACCGGCGGCACGCUGGGCCUAGCUUGGGUAGCCAGCGCCUCUGGUGCUUCGGGUGGCAUUUGUGAGAAAUUCAAGACUUACACCGAAACCGUCGGUGGGCAAUAUCAAAGCACAAAACGCUCGUUAAAUACGGGUAUCAUAACAUUCGUCAACUAUAAUAGUCGUGUGCCGCCGAAGGUGUCACAACUGACGCUGGCGCACGAGAUCGGUCACAAUUUCGGAUCACCGCACGACUAUCCGCUGGAAUGUCGUCCUGGCGGUCUCAACGGAAACUUUAUUAUGUUUGCUAGCGCGACCUCUGGCGACAGACCGAAUAAUUCCAAAUUCUCACCGUGUUCCAUACGCAAUAUCUCCAAUGUACUCGAUGUUUUGGUGGGCAAUACGAAACGUGACUGCUUCAAGGUAUCGGAGGGCGCUUUCUGUGGAAACAAGAUCGUCGAAUCCGGCGAAGAGUGCGAUUGUGGUUUCAACGAGGAGGAAUGCAAGGACAUUUGCUGCUAUCCACGUAUCAUCAGCGAAUACGACCUAUCGAUGAACAGUUCGGCGAAGGGUUGCACGCGUCGCGCCAAAACGGAAUGCUCACCAUCACAGGGACCUUGUUGUCUGUCGAACUCAUGCCAGUUUGUGCCAUCGAACAACCACCAGAAAUGCAAAGAAGAGACGGAAUGUUCCUGGUCGAGCACAUGCAAUGGCACCACAGCCGAGUGUCCGGAGCCAAAGCCGCGUGAUGAUAAAACAAAAUGCAACAACGGCACUGCGCUCUGCAUACGCGGUGAAUGCUCUGGCAGUAUUUGUCUGCUAUGGAAUAUGACCGAGUGUUUCCUCACCUCGCAGGCGGUGCCGCAUGUUGACAAGCGUCGCUUGUGCGAACUCGCCUGCCAGAAUGGCAAUGAUACUGGCACCUGCCGUAGUACUAGUGAAUUCGCGCAUCAAUUUGGACUGCCAGAGGGUGGCAUUAACCUGCGGCCUGGUUCACCAUGCGACAACUUCCAGGGCUAUUGUGAUGUAUUUCUCAAAUGUCGCGCCGUUGACGCGGAUGGACCGCUGGUGCGACUGAAGAAUUUAUUGCUGAAUCGCGAAACUUUACUGACCGUUGCGCAGUGGGUCACCGAGUAUUGGUACUAUGUAGUUAUAAUGGGCGUUGGCUUUAUAAUUGUGAUGGGCAUAUUCAUUAAGUGCUGCGCCGUGCACACGCCCAGCUCGAAUCCGAAGAAGCGUCGCGCGCGUCGCAUUAGCGAAACAUUACGCGCGCCUAUGAAUACGCUACGCCGCAUGCAGCGUCAUCACCAAGGGCGCGGUGCCGGACCACGCAGCAUACCACCGCCUGCGCACGAACAACGCGGCGGCGUGGCGACCAACAGCCAUCAUCGCAGCGCGCAUCCGCAUCAUUGGGACCGUCAUCAGGGUGGUCACUCCGUGGUGCCACUGCCUACCGGCGGUCCACAACACAGUCACCAUCACGCUUCAGGGCGUACAUCAGCAAGCGGCGCAACAGCUGCAGCAGCAAGCGGGCGUGCGCCAGCUAAUGGACGUGGCUCGCGGCCGUCAACGCGCCCCACGAGCGGUACACGCAGCACAACACAUGGCGGGUAUGCAGAUGUGCCGCCACCUGGUCUUAUAGUCGGUGGUGUAGCCACUGGCGUCAGUAGUGGUGGUGGUGUUGGUGUUGGCGUUAGUGGUGGUGUGCCCAAUGGUGCGCUGUUAGUUAGCGGUGGUAGUGGCGGCGGCGUUGGUGGAGGACCCAGCGCUGGUGUGAUAGCACGUCAGCAAAUGCCGUUGCCACUGCCGCCAACCGGCGCGGUACAAGCGCAACAACAACAACAGCAACAACAAGUGCAGGCAACGCUCUCGCAAGCAUAUUAUGCGCCGCCGAAAGCCGUCGUUCCGCAACCAGCAAAUUAUAAUCGGCCGCCAUCGCUGCAUAAUCCCGAGCUGUAUGCGGAUGCCUAUGCCGCGCUGGGGCGGGGGGCGUAUGAGGCGACCACACGCCCACCCAACAGCAAAGUUUGACAGCAGCAACGGCAGUCAGCAGAGCAGCAGCAGCAGCAACAGCAAAAAUCAACAGCAACAAAAACCACUGCAGAAACAACACAAAAAUCAAAUGAACUCAAAUUAAAUGUAAAUGUACUUUUUACGCUAAUUAUUAUUAUAUAAAGUAAACACAAAAAAUUAAUAAAAAAAAAUUAAAUUGAAUAAAAAAGCAAGAAACAAAAAAACAAAAAAAUACAAUACAAAGGCAACAGAGAAACCAACAAAAAGUAAAUAAAAUACAUAAAUAUACAUACAUAUAUAUAUUUUUUAAAUUAAUUGAUAUACAAAAUACACAAAAAAGUACAUAAAAAUAAUCAAAAAAAUUAAAAGAUAUAUGAAAUAAUAAAUUGAGAGUAAGAAAACUAAAGUAAAUAGUGAAAAAGUGUGUAAGCAUAGGUAAAAAUGUAUAUUUCGAAGUUGAAUAAAUUGCGAUGAAAAAAGGCAUAAUACUAAAAUAUAUAGUUAAUACAAUUUAUGAUGUAAAUUAAAAGUAAAAACAACAACAAAUUGAUAUUUUGUGCAGAACAUUACAAGUAAGACAGUUAAGAAGCAUAGUAAGCAAUGUGUGUGUUUGAAAGAAAUAUUUAGAAACCAAACACCAGCACGUUAAAAAGACUAUAAAGCAUAUUGAUAACAAAAACUGUAGACAUAAAUUUAAUUUCACAUCACUGAUAAAACAAAUAGAUAUGUAAAGUUCAAUAUUACUACUAAUGAAGGGUAUGGAGCAAGGUUCAUAGGGUACAAGAUUGCGCCGCUUGCCACGUUGUGACGUAGUUGCACCGACGGAUUGUUUGUUAGGAAAAGAAAAAUCUCUUUUAUACUUCAUAUAUAAUUUUUUUUAUAAGUAAAUUCACUUCAUAACUUCUGUGUUGAUAUAGUUGUAUUAGUUGAAAAUUAUUUAAACUUUUUUAAAACUGAUUGUUAAAUACAUUUACAUGACAACUACUUUUUCAAUUUUUUCUUUCUGUUAAAUAAUCGAAUAGUCAGCGCUCAGUUCGAAACUAAUACCUAAAUUUUAUGAUUACCUACCAAAAAUAUUGUGUCAAGGUUUCUAUAAGUUUUUUACCCAAACAGCGACUUACUAACGCACAACAAUUUUAUUUUUUUAAUUUAGAAUGGUGUGAUCUUUUCUCUGAUGAACCUUGAAUGUGAACCAAGUUGUAUAUAAAUUGCAAAUUUUCAUUGUAGUUGUGUUUGAUGGGUGGCAGUAGCUCAAAAAUUUGCAUAAUGAAAAGAAAAGUGUUCGAAUUUUUUAAUAUUUUCAAAAACUACAAUCUUAAUUACAUCACACAUUUGUUAAAAAACGAUUUUAGUAGCAAAAAAACAAGAAAAACGUGAGUGUAAAAAUUUGACUUUUAUAUGACUAACUUUUAUUUUUACUGGAAAGUGGCGUUAAAUGGGCAGGCAGCCUUGAUCUAGAGUAUGUAGGAGGAAGAAAAGCAAUUUCAUAUGCGUUUUAACUAAAAAAAAUAAUUUAUGUAAAAUAUUUUAAAGCAACAAAUUUUAAUUUGCCAAAAAACAUGUAAAACGGUUUAGGUAUAAAAAUUAUAACUUUCAUAUAUCUAAAAAUGUAUUGUCAAUAUCAUAAAACAUUAAAUUGUUAAUUAAAAACUUAAAAAAAAAAUUCUGAAGAUUAGAGUUUACUUUAAAAUUCCAAUAUCUUAAAACAUUUCGAAUUCGCUGAAGACUUAUCUUUCGAACCGAACUUAUCUUGCAAAAUAAUAUUAAAAAGUAAUAAAAUAUUUUUUACUAGAAAAAAUAAUAAAAAUUUUGAAAUUUUCUUUCAAGUUAAAAAAUUAUAAAAUUUUGCAAAAAGUAUUAAAGAGUUAGUGCUAAAAUAAAAUUUGAAAAAAUUUGCAAUUAGUAAAAAAAAAUUAUGAAGAAAAUAAUUUAUUUUUAAAAAAUAAAUAAAUAAAGUAAAUAAUUUAGUAUUUCAAAAGAGUGCUUCAGCAAAUUUUCAUAAAACUUAAAGCUUGAGAACUUAAAAUUCAAUUUAUUAACUAUUUGGAAAAAGUUAUACGUUAAUAUUUUAUUAAAAAAAUUCUAUUCUUAUUUUUAAUGAUGAUUUCAUAUUUUUUAACUAUAUCCUGAGAGAAAGUGGAAAACCCGCUAUUGUUUUUAAAAACAUUUUCUUAAAGAAAAAUGAUUGCCUUGAGCGCAAACUGAUUUAUGUUUGUUGUAAAAAUAAUAAUGCUCGGAGGAUUUUCAAUAAAUUGUCCAAGGAUCUAGUUGCUAUUUAUGCUAAUGUUAUGCUAUUAUUAUUAUUGUAUUAUAUUAAUUGAAAUCUAAAGUUUUAGAAAUCGAAAACUAUAAUAUUAUAUAUGAUUUGUUUACUUCAAAAACACAUGGAAUCACAAAAGAAAUUAAUAUAGGUUUAUCCGAUUUGAUUUUCAAGUGCUAACUAUCACUACCGCGUCAAAUUUCUGCUGGAAAAACGUUACCUAACCCAAGAAUUUAGCAAAAGAGAGCACAAAUUGAGAGCGUAAAAGCAGAGAGAGCUGUUAACUUCUGCCAGUGACAUUGCUGCUAACUGGAAAUAACCCUUCGAAGCAACAGCUGUUAAAUACAUGUGUGAAGAAGCGAUUUAUGUAUGUUUGAUUUUUUUUUAAUUUUAUCAGUUUAAUAGUUUUUAAUUGUGAAAAUAAAAAUUCCAUUGAUUAAUUUACAAGCUUUGAUAUGAUGUGAUUAUAAAGAACAACAUUUUCAUAUUUUCUAACUAAUUCCUGCUAGUUUUUCGUUUCUUUACUUUGACGUUAGCUCGCUCUUUGUGAGAGUAACUUGUCUUUUUUCGCAUUCUUCUUCUUCCUGGUGGCUGGGAGCUACUAGCACUUCAGAAACAAAGCUAACUAUAGUAAUUAUCGGGAAAAUAAUUUUAAAUAUGUUUUUAAAUAUUUACAAGAAUUUGUGAAAUAUUUUAUAAUAAAUGUAGAGAUAUAAAAUGAAUUUCGAAAAAUCUACAAUACUUUCUUAGCGCUAAGUAUCUUGGCUGCUGCCCCGGCUCUACUCUAUAUUCUGACCACUGAUUACUUAUAAAGAAUACGCUACAUUGCUGCAUUAAAUACAUAUAAAUAAUUAAAAUAAGCUUGUUUCUUAAAAUUUUCGUCGUGAAUGCCUCAUUAUUUUAAAUAUAUUUUAGUUUAGUAUUAAAUGCUUAACGUUUGUAUACACUUAAAUACAUAUAUGUAUAAAAUAAUAUAUCUUAAAGCAUAGAAAGUCAUAAAUACCACAAAAAAUUUGCUUUAAUGCGUUCAUUAUUUUUAUAAAAAGAAAAUAAUUAUUACUUAUAAGUUUCGUGAGCAUGUGCGACUCUACAUUAAGAAUAGAAGAACAAAGAUGAAUUAUGCACUCAAACGAGUUGUAUAUAUUAAUACUUAUCUUUUUUAUAAAGUAAAAUUUCCGCACUACGAACAAAAUUGUAAACGUUUUACUCAUUUUGUUAUGCUAAAUAGAAAAAAAGUAUUUUUGUAUGCUAAAAAAGUAAAUUUGUGUUUAUGUUUACCUCAUAGACUUUUUAGCCUUAUUUCUUUACAUUAGCUAAGCGUUAAGUGUCAAUAUGAGCGAUAAAUGAGCGCAUUUGUAUUUUAAGUGCUAUUUUGAAUUCCAUUUCGAUAGUUAAAAAGUGUUUUUAGUAUUUUUAGCGAUAAACAUAUGAAAUUAAAGUGCUACAAAGUGUUGCAUAUGAAAUUGUAAUGAAAUUCAAUCAUAUUUUACCUUGCAUGCUAGAAAACUCUGCUUAUGAAAUUUUAUGAAUGUAUUCAAACCCACCUAACGGCGAAGUUGUGCAAAACUUUGUUUUCAUAUAUAAAAAUAAAUAUUUCAUAUUAUGAUAGCCUAUUUUGGAAAUUAUGUAGCUCAUCACUGUCCGUUAUUGUAGUAAAUAAAUAUGCUUUUAUUAUAGAAAUUUAUAAUGUUUUGUAUUUUUUACAUUUUACAACUCUCGCUUGAUAUUAUUUUGUUCAGUUACUUUUUUAUGCGUGAAGUAUUUUGAUCUUCGAAAAAAAUGCGUUUGGCUUAACAUUUGAUUUUUAAUGGAGGAAUGUUUUUGUGCAAAUUUUAUGUCUUUCAACUAAAUGGUAACGGUAUAUAAGCAGAAUCGCUUAAAUAUACGUUUUGGAAACUUGUACUAUUUCACAAUGAUAUGUAUUGUUUGUGAAAAGUUCAUAUAAAAUUCUCAAAUGAAUUAAUUAACUUAAAGUAUAAAAUACAUACCUACAUAAUUCUUUAAACUUUCACUUUCGGUAUUUUUUUAUUUUAAUAAUUUUUAUUAAUUUUUUUAUUUUAAUAAGUUUUAUUAAUUUUUUAUUUAUAUUCGCAGCUUAGAUUUAAUACUGAAAUUUUUAUUUAAUCUUUGGUAUCGUGGUAUCUUUUCAAAGGGUAUUUUAAGAAAUACUUUUAUUCUUUUCAAUGAAAAAAUACAUAAACCUCAAAUAUAAUGGAGAAUGUUUAUUAUCAUUCGCAAGAACAUACGUUGACAUUUAUGUUUUGAAGAUUAUCUCUUUGGCCGCGGUGACGUCUCAGAUGGUCUAUCCGUUGAGUAUAAUUUUUGAUGACCCUUUCGAGCAUUUCGACUGGUAACUGACAAAUAACACGCGAGAUGUUUUGCUCCAAGGCCUGAAUCGAAGCGGGAUUGUCCGCGUAUACUUUAGAAGGAAAAAGUCUGACGGUGUUAUAUCAUAAGAUCUUGGUGGCCACUCGGCCUGCACAAAAUCCAUUAGUCCAAAUGUCGCCGAGAUCACGAGCUUAAAUUUCUCACGUAAAACAGUCGGCAUCAUUUUUGAAGAAAUAGGGACCAAUGACCGUUGUUUUUUCUAGAUGAAAUGACAGAUCUUGAAUCUUUUCAGUUUUCUGUUUGUCCCAAAUGCGGCAGUUUUGCCCAGAAAUGGGCCUCAUAGCUGAAAAAAAUUUGACUCAUGUACACUCUCAGCUAUAUUUUCUUCACUGCAUGCUAGAAGUGGUCUAUUCGGUUGAAUAUUAUCACAUAAUGUACGCUGGGUCUCAAUAUGGGUGAUGUGAUGCGAAAAGUACGCUUAAGUUGACCAUAAGUUGAGUCAAGCUUGACACGACUCACGCGUGAUUUGUCUAGGCUAUUGUACUAAAAAGUACUUCUUGGAUCCCGCGUUAUUUGUAAUUUUUAAAUCGUUUAUUCACGCAAAUGCGGGAAUGAACAGAUAUCAAGCAAACUCUGAACAAAUUUUGAUCUGACAGCAUUGUUUUGAUGGUUAUUCAUAAUUUUGACAUGAUUUUCGCUUGGGAAUUUUAGAAUUAGAAUGAUCUUCAACGAAACAAGUUAAAAGCAUUGUAUUGAAUUAAUAUCGAAAUUUGACAGAUUGUACGUGAACUCUAUGAUUUCUGGUAUGUCUAACCAAGUUGCGUUUUCUCCCUAGGCAAUGUUUUCUGAGGACUGAAGGAGGGUUGGAUUCCAAUAUUACCGAAUUAAAACAAAUUAAAUUUUUCCGUAAAUAAUUUCACUAUAUCCACCAACUGAAAUUGUAAAACUCGCUCAUUCAAUGAGUAAUUUUAAAUAUUUUCCUCUGACCAUGAUAUAAUAAAGACAAAGGUCAUAUUUUUUCACUAAAAUUGCAUUAAAUUGUCAGUACCAAUUUGUAAGUGGAUGCUUGGGAAUUCCAAGGUGUUCAAAUGUUAGAUUCUACUCUUUUCUCCGUUUUCAAUUUGUUAGUGAAACGAUGUCCAAAGAGACCUGUUUACGGUAUUUUUUUUAAAAAUCAGAACGGGUUCAUACCGAAAAAAUCCACUAAAAUCAUUCGAUCGCACUCGUCUGACGAUUUUCAAGCAGAAAAUCCUUCACUUUUAUAAUAUUUUCAUCAGUUGAAGAGGUCGAAGGUCGUCCAGAACGAGGCAUGCCUUAAACGAUCCCUCGACCGUCUUUGUAGGCUUUGGACCACUCGUAGGCUUGUGGUUUUGAAAAAAAACUUAAAAAAAUUUAAUUACAAUUUCUGGGUAAUAAUAAUUUACAUUUCCAUCAGAUCAAUUAAAGUUGUUUAAAAAUAAUGUGCAGAAGCCGAAAAAAAGCAAGAAAACAUUUAUAUUAUAUGUAUUAAGAAUAUUUCCUACUUUCAAAAUUUAUUUAAAUUCUAUUUUUUUUUAAUUUUAACAACUGAGAGUGUUAGUUAUUUUUAUUAUUAUUUAUUUAUUGAAAAAAGAAAUAAAAAAAGUACAUAUAAUUAUUUAUUUGACUUUUCGGAACUUCAAAAUUAAAAAAAAAAUCUAAAAUAUAUAAAGAAUUGGAGUAUGAAAACAAGUUUCAUCAAUCGAUGAAAGUUAAAAAACUAUAAAAUUAUAUUUUUUUAGUAUAAUCUUUUAUAUUUCCCUCUAUUUUCUUUAUGAAGUUAUUCAAAGUUCUUCUAUUUUUUUACAAGUGUUUAGAGAUAUGAACCAAAUAAACCUUCUUCAGUACUAACUUUAUGACCUUUUUAAUUUUGCUACACGAAUGAAUGAUUGUCUGGAAAUAUUGAACAACUCUGCUCAAAGAAAAAUGUAAAAAGCAAAUAAGGUAAGGUUAGCACCGAAAGUAAACAAACAAAUACAAAACGCGUGAAGAGAUUCUUAAGAAAGUGUAUAGUAAUAUGAAACUUAAAGUUACAAAGUGUUAAAGAAUAAGAAAGAAAUAAAGUCGCGAAAAAAUAAAUUCAAGAAAAUAUGCAAAGAUAUUCUAACUGUAAAUAUUGAACUCUAAAAAUAGUAAGUUUAAUAUAAAUAAAGCAAAAGAGAUAUUUGAAUAUAAAUAAUUAUGCAAAUAAAUAUGAAUGCGUAUAAAAGCUAAGUAGUAAGUGCAUAUUAGCCUCUAAGUGCGAAUUAAAGAAACUUAUUAAAUAAAAUAAUAAAAACAUAUAUAUAUAUAUAAAUAACUCUAAUUAAGUGUAAGCGAAGGCAAGAUAUAUGUAGAUAAAAGUCAACACUUAAAUUUAUUGGCAACAAUUCAUACAAGCAAACAUACUUACAUGCAUACAUACAUAUGUACAAGCAGAAAUACGAGAAUGUGUGUGUUUUGGAGUUAAUAAAAUUGAAUAAAAAGAGAACUACAAAUACAAAGGAAAGCACAUUUAACUAUGGUACAUAUUAGUUUUUCAUUUCUCAAAUAGCAACAACAACAAAAGAACAUAUACUAUUAAUUUAAAACAAAACUAGUAUUAAAUGGAAAGCGAGUUGAGGUGAAUAUUCGUUUAAGCUAUUGAAGAAUUACAAUGUAAAAACAAAUUAAUUAGAGAAGAUACAAAGAUCAAUACAAAAAUAUUACAAAACAAAAGCUUGUCGUAAACAUGAAAUGGAUAACAAUAAAAAAACUACUAUUUUAUAAAAAUAAAUAUUGAAAAAUGUGAA
Molecule: messenger RNA, 13652 nt
Organism: Bactrocera neohumeralis
Lineage: Eukaryota; Metazoa; Arthropoda; Insecta; Diptera; Tephritidae
Gene: kuz
Product: disintegrin and metalloproteinase domain-containing protein 10
Exons: 12
Coding region: 2445-6293 (1282 amino acids)
Biological process (GO): membrane protein ectodomain proteolysis; Notch signaling pathway
Cellular component (GO): plasma membrane
Molecular function (GO): metalloendopeptidase activity
Source: RefSeq, a predicted model, not a curated record